Molecule: messenger RNA, 1403 nt
Organism: Paraphaeosphaeria sporulosa
Lineage: Eukaryota; Fungi; Ascomycota; Dothideomycetes; Pleosporales; Didymosphaeriaceae
Product: Inosine/uridine-preferring nucleoside hydrolase
Exons: 4
Coding region: 68-1210 (380 amino acids)
Biological process (GO): purine nucleoside catabolic process
Cellular component (GO): cytosol
Molecular function (GO): purine nucleosidase activity
Source: RefSeq, a predicted model, not a curated record
AGCAUCUGAGAGGUCUGAAUCGUUCCUGCCGUCCCAUCUUCUCGUAUAUCAUAUCCAUUGUGCUGAGAUGACGGCGCCAAAAGUACCGCUCUGGUUGGAUUGCGAUCCAGGACACGAUGAUGCGUACGCCCUCCUCCUCGCCUGUCACGAUCCUCGCGUCGAGCUCCUCGGAGUGAGCACCGUCCACGGCAAUGCACCGCUCGACCAGACCACACUCAAUGCGCGCGCAACACUAGAAGCGAUAGGGAAGCGCGACGUCAAGGUCUACAUUGGUGCCCACAAGCCCAUCAAGCGGGUUGCUGUGUCUGCCGUCGAUAUCCAUGGUGAAUCCGGCUUGGACGGUGUAACGCUGCUCCCCGAACCUGUGCAACCGCCCGCGACGGACGCCGAUACCCUCGAGGCCAUAUACAAGGCGCUGAUCGCCACACCGCCCAACACAGCAUGGCUCGUGUCAACAGGCACCCUCACAAACAUCGGUCUGUUGUUCCAAAAGUACGAUGACCUGGCAGGACACAUCAAAGGUCUCAGCAUCAUGGGCGGUGCAGUCGGCGGCGGCUUCACAGAUGCGCCCAUGGGAAAGACAAAGCUUGAGGGCGUACGCUUCGGCAACUGGACUCCCUACGCCGAGUUCAACAUCUACGUUGACCCCGAAGCGUCCCACAUCGUCUUCUCGCACCCAGUCCUUAGAUCCAAGACCACCCUCAUCCCGCUCGACCUGACCCACCAGGUCUUAGGUACCAAGGACGUACAGCACACACUGCUGUAUGGAUCCGACGCGCCACUGGACCCCGCUGCAGCGGAUACCUCCCACACACCCUCCCGUGUGCGCGCUCUGUUCAAGCAGAUUAUGGUCUACUUCGCCAGCACCUACGCCGAGGUUUUCUCCAUCACCGAAGGCCCGCCGUUGCACGAUCCUCUUGCUGUGUCCGCGGCAAUCUACCCCGAAAUCUUCGACGACAAGGACGGCGAGCGAUUUCAGGUAGACAUCGUGACCGAGGGCAUCCACUCCGAGAACGCCGAAGAGGUGGGCGAGCUUGGCAGAACGAAGGUGACCAAGUUGCCUCCUGGUGAGGGUGGCUGCAGGAUACCCCGGGGAGUUGACCUGGCCAAGUUCUGGGCGAGCAUAGAGAGCUCUUUGAAGAAGGCAGACGAGGCCAGUCCGAUGCCACCGAUUAGUCGAGAGGAGUUAGUGAAGCUUGGGGUCAUAUAGAUCUGGGUGUGUUGGAUAGGACUUGGUUCCAAUUGGUCUCGUACCCGGACAGUGCGCGCAACAAUCUGGCCGAGAUGUAAGGCAAGCGCGAAAGCAGGACCAGGAGCUCAUAUAAAUGAGCACAGAAUAAAUAAAAGAGCAGUCGACGAUGCAUACACUCCACUAUUACGACCUAAAAAAACUCACCACUGGG